This is a messenger RNA of Serpula lacrymans var. lacrymans S7.9, 968 nucleotides long. RefSeq lists its product as uncharacterized. The transcript is spliced from 2 exons. Gene Ontology annotation, cellular component: ESCRT II complex. The record is from RefSeq and is a predicted model, not a curated record. Lineage: Eukaryota; Fungi; Basidiomycota; Agaricomycetes; Boletales; Serpulaceae. Gene Ontology annotation, biological process: protein transport to vacuole involved in ubiquitin-dependent protein catabolic process via the multivesicular body sorting pathway. The coding region runs from base 41 to 796 and encodes 251 amino acids.
ACUCUUACUAUUAUAUCAGUGUAGCCUGAACACUGCUUGUAUGCAUCGCUUAGGAGGAGUGGGUCUGGCUGCUUUCGAGCGACAGAUAGAAUCUCAGCGUUCUUUUGCAGAGUUAUCCUCGGAAUUGUCAAAAGCCCAAGUCGACCACCUUCAUUCUCAAUUGACGCAAUUCCGUACUGCACUUUCUCACUUCGCAGCUACCCAUCGCGACUCUAUAAGGCGUGAUCCUGCCUUUCGCCAUGCGUUUCAACAAAUGUGCUCAUCGAUUGGUGUCGAUCCACUCGCAGGUCCCAGGAAGGGUGGAUGGUGGGCGGAGAUGCUCGGACUAGGAGACUGGCAAUAUGAGCUGGGCGUGCAAAUUGUGGAUGUCUGUGUUAGCACCAGAGAAAGAAAUGGUGGUGUCAUUGAGAUGAGUGAGCUGGUGAGGGUUGUGAGCAAGUUAAGAGGCGUCAGUAGCGGUGUCAUAACCGAGGACGAUGUGAUAAGAAGUAUCAAGACUCUCCAACCCCUUGGAGCCGGGUACGAAGUUAUCGAUGUAGGAGGGGGGAAGAAGAUGGUGCGAAGCGUAAUGAAGGAGUUGGACGAGGAUCAGGCUGUUGUUUUAUCUGAGGCUCAGUCUGAAGGUGGCAGAAUUGUGGAAGAUAUCCUUGUUUCUCGGAGGGGAUGGGCUCGAGAACGCGCAAGAGCUGCGUUAGAGAACAUGUUGCUUCGCGAUGGGCUAUGUUGGCUGGAUGAGCAAGAUGAGAGUACCGGAAGAUCGUAUUGGGUACCUUCAGCUAUGCGGUGGGACGAGUGAAUAAAUGGCUACAAAUGGGUGAAGGGGGAAAUGUACUCUCAUUUUAACUUUGCCGUCUUAUCACUCUUUCCGCCUUACGUCCGGAUCAACCGGCCCUGGCAAUACUCGAUACAACACAGUUGAAUUACCGAGUUGGCCUGCUGCAGUCCUACGCUUACCAGCUGGAUUUAUU